GUCCUACAUGUUUUUGCCAUGUCAGUGGAAUAUGGCACUUCCCUGCAGUCAUUGUUGCAUUUACUUCCCUUUAACAGUAUAGACUACAAACCAUUGUUGCAUUUACUUCCCUUUAACAGUAUAGACUGCAAACCACUGUACCACUGUGUAUUGUCUCCAAAUACAAGUCUUUCCUUGCCAGCCCCUUCAGUUGCUCGGGAAUGUUGGUAGUUAGUUGUUUUGCAAAAGCUUCUGCUGCCUCACAGGAUGGACGUUUCAACCUCACUCAAACAAAUGGGACACUUUAUCCUCUACAUGUUGUUCUACACGUUUCUUCACUUGUGCUAUGUUCUUAGUGGCAAGGAUUUAAGAUUCAGGCCCUGUAGCUGCUGUGAGGCCUUCGUGGUAUUGGUAACAAGCCAAAACUGUUUAUAUUGUUAUGAAACGUUUUGCUAAAGUUUUUUUUUUUGGGGGGGGGGGCUUGAUUUUAUUAAGCUAUAUGUUCGUGGAAAUGUCCUAUAUAUUCCCAAAUUUUAGCCCCGCCUCAUGAUUUUGUUGUAGGGACGAUGAAUGUAUUUGCAUUCCAUUGUCUCAUGGUUAAAAGACCAGGGGAUAGAAAAUUCUCCGAUAUUUAUUCAGGUGGUAACAAACAUGUAAAAUGUGUAAUUUCCAAUAGCCAGUCAUCAUAUAGGAAAGAAUAGGCACUUCACAGUCGGCAAAUUGUUGCCAAACUGUCACAGGGCCCGACUUCUUGAGAAGAAUCUUGAGAAGAAGGGAAAUGGAAUUCGCGCCGGCUCUUUCUAUGACGCUUGGGGAUCUCGUGUCAGCCAAUCAGAUUGUCGGGAAUGCCAGCAGUUUUCCGUACGUACGCUUGGAUAGUACGUACGACGGGGUGAGGGAGGGCAGACUGGAGAAGGCAGGGAAAGAGAAGGAGUGUUCUGGAAGUCAGUCCCGAUCCUCCCCAUUUACACGCCCAGUUUUCCCUGUGCACGGAUUGACAGAGAACCCCUGAGACGGCAAAGUGCCCGCCAGGGAAAUGACAGAGCAGCUUCGCGCUUGACACUCCUCGCUGUGAGUUUCGGUGUUACCUUGGUGAAUGCUGCCCGGUUGGAGCGGCUGAUAAUGCUGAAGAUGAAGCUAGUGUUACCCCUGAAGAAGAGCAAACACAAGGCGUCUGAUGAAGAGGAGGAGGAUGAAGCAGAACGGGCAGCCAUGUGCGACACUCCCCGCGACUGGGCAGCGCCUGACGGCCCCUUGCAUAGGGAAACGGUGUACCAUUGGUUCGUGAAGUCUUUGGGCCCGGCCAACCGGCUGGAAUUCGCCUACGGGCUGCUGGACCUGUGUAACCCACUCGAGCUGCGCUUCCUCGGCUCGUGCUUGGAGGACCUGGCCAGGAAGGACUGUCAUUACCUCCGGGAGUGUGAGAAUAAGGCUAAUGGACUGGCCGGGGAGCCGCUGCUGGGGGACUUGGGCGAGCCCAUCUCCCGCGCCAAACUCAUCAUCUACUUGGCACUACUCAACUCUGGCAGCCGGGAGGUGGCCAGUCGUUUGUACCGCCUGCUCUUGCCUGAAGUGGGAAUCGAGAGGGUGCUGGGAGGCCGGGAGGAGCAGGAGGAGGAGGACAGCGCGGAGGGAGCGGCGGCCCGUGAGGAACUGCUGCUUCUAUUCACCAUGGCCUCUCUUCAUCCUGCCUUCACUUUCCACCAGCGGGUCACUCUUCGGGAACGCCUGGACCGGCUCCGGGAGGCCAUGGGCAGGAAAAGUCGGGCUGAGGGCAGUGUCAAUGAAUUUUUGCCAAAUAGUGAGAACCAUGUAUCGCCAAGUGAUUCUCUCUGUCACAAUGGAAUCAACGCAACUCGCAAACUGCAGCAUGAAGCUGUACAUAUUGAGAAAAUUACCUUUAAAGGUGCACAGAGAAAAAGGGCUGACAAAAAUCUGGAAUACACAUUUAAGGUUACUUGGUCAGAUCAGUCUGUAACAUUUGUGACCAAGUCACACCAUGAGCUGCUGGAAUUCUUUUUAAUGCUUCCAAAUGAACUGUCAAGGGAAGCAUUUGAUGAGACAAUUCUGAGAGCACUAAAUCAGGGUUCCCAAAAGAGGGAAGAUCGUCGACAUACAGACCUGGAGCCUAUAAUAAGGCAAAUAUUUGCAUCGCCCUCCCAUGCACUCUUACAAAACCAGAAGGUUUAUACGUUUUUUCAUUCACUUCCUAUGGAAUCAAGUCUGUCGCACAGUAAUGUACAGGCUACUCAGAAAACCUGCAAAACACAAGAGAUUUUGAAGGAAGACAGUUCUGAGGCUUCCAGCCAGGAAGAAGAAAUGCAGCAGCACUUGACAAUCUACAAGAAACCUUCUGGAAAAUGUCCAGUUGUUAACACUACUACUAUUAAAAGUUCCCCUACUGAUGGCCUUCACAUACAGUCUUGUAGGCAGAAUGGUGAAAAAGAUUGGAAGAAUACAGCCUUCCCCAAAUCUUCAAAUUCAGGACACUGCAUAAACUUGGAGCAUGUUCGUACAGUAGAUAAUUGGAAUAUACGGAUGAAUAGUCGGGAGAAAACACUGUCUCAAAGAUUUAAUGCAGACAAAAUAGAUGGGCGAUCAAUUAGCAGAACCAAUGGAGUAAAAAUUGUGCAGAAUCUUAGGACAACUGUAGGUAAUGAGCCAACACUGGAGGUUGGGUCUGGGCAUGACACAUGUGGAGAAACCUCUUCGGAGAGUUACAGUUCCCCUUCUAGCCCCCGCCAUGACAGGAGAGAAAGCUUUGAAAGUGAAGACGAGAAAGAAGGAGAUACAGACAGUAAUUCAGACGAAUCAUCAAAAAAUGGUUCCCGCUUCCUAACCAUUGGUACGGUAACUGCACCCACUUCCAAGUGUGUUUCUCUUGGAAAUGAUAAAGCCCACGUGAACAAUAAUAUGCAACUUCCCAAGUAUUCACACAUUCCUUUUCUGGCUCCUAUGCAUUGUGUGAUUUCUAAUGGCUCAGAAAAAUUUGAUCCUGUACUGAUUAGCUCUGGUACUGUGUCUUCUGUACGAGAACCAUUUUCCCAGGCCCCAAUUGGAAUGAGCCCAAAACCUGUUGCCUCGGCCACUGGAGAACCAGAAAAACAUGUAGAGAUACUGGCUUCUCUUCCACUUCCAUCCACCUUCCUUCCGCGGAAUUGUCAGCCCAGUAACCAUGCAUUACAUUUGCCAGUUUCGAAACUGAAAAUAUCUUCUCCUCAGGGACCUGCAGAGACCUGUACUAAAAAUUGUUCUGCACAGAAUGGCUUGGCUCUGGGCAUGGCAAGUGGAUUUAUUUCAGGUCACCAUUCAAUGGGUUUUUCAUCAUCUCCCUCUGCAGUAGCAGACCCCAUUUCUAAACAGCUUUCACAAGUCGUAGGCCUUAAUCAGGCAGUGCCUCAUUAUGAUGGAGGGGCCAUGCCUCCACCAACAAACCUAAAACUAGUUCUCCCAGGCACUAACUUGUCUCCUGCACCUUCUGCAGUCCCUAACCCAUUGCCUGGGGCUUCACUUGCAUCUGCCGUGUUACCUAAGGUAAAUACAAAUUUCCUUAAUGCUGCUGCCACCACUGCUUCGUGUCAGCCAGCAAAUGCUGGUAUUGGUCAAGCUGCCAUUCCGCCUGCUGUUCCUACCCACACACCCGGACCAGCACCAAGUCCAAGUCCUGCUUUGACCCACAGCACUGCACAGAGUGAUAGCACUUCCUUUAUCAGUGUAUCAGUUAAUAAUACCAGCACAAAUGGAACACUUCUGACCCCCCAUCCAGUGGGACCAGGGGCAUGUGGUUCUUGUGGGCGAAGAUGCAGUUGUGGGAACAAUGGUGGAGCACCAGUGAGUUACAUAUAUGCCAACACAAUCCCUGGACCUGUGUAUAGAGGUCCUCCAUUCUUGACUUUUGUCAAUGGUACCUACCUCAACCAAGCACAUCAGAGUAAUGGAGCACAGCUUCCUUUCUACCUUACUCCAUUCCCUAAUGGACUUAUGCAUGACCCUCUGCUUGGGGGACAAACCAGCUAUGGUAUGCAGCAGAUGCCAGGCUAUGGGAGGUUCUUUCCAGGGUACCAAACCCCAGUGGUAGCCGGUGCCAAUGGAUCAGGGCCCAAGAAAAGCGCCGGCGUCUCAUGCUAUAAUUGUGGGUUAGCUGGGCACUAUGCAAAUGACUGUAAGCAACCACAUAUGGAGGCCAAUCAGCAAGGUAAUCGUGAUAACUCCCAGAGGACUUGUUUCUAAAUGUCUUGUCUCUUUCUCUUUACACAUGGUGACUGUGGUUUAGUUGUAUGACUGUGUGUUUUUUUUUUUUUUUUCUUGAUUUUCUGUCUACAGAGGUACUAAAUGUUGUGCUGGGGUUUAGUCACCAUUCCAUUCUGCUAGUUUUAAUGGAUCUUGCAACAUUUCCCCAAAAAUAACAAUUAAAA
This is a messenger RNA of Xenopus laevis (African clawed frog), 4394 nucleotides long. RefSeq names its product zinc finger, CCHC domain containing 2 L homeolog (gene zcchc2.L). Lineage: Eukaryota; Metazoa; Chordata; Amphibia; Anura; Pipidae. The transcript has 13 exons. The record is from RefSeq and is a predicted model, not a curated record. Gene Ontology annotation, molecular function: zinc ion binding; nucleic acid binding; phosphatidylinositol binding. The coding region runs from base 1102 to 4209 and encodes 1035 amino acids.